AUGAGUGUUCUCGGAGGGGGGAAACCCCCCGACCCCAAUAUUUCGUCCCCUAUUUCUAUUGAUGAUGAAGAUGCAAACAUGGAUUUCACGAACCCCACAGGUAACCUCCCAGAUAAUAAUAAUCCGAACGUAAGUAAAAACAAUGCAGAUUCUAAUUUACAAAAUACACAAAAAGCCAUCAUUACCGAUAAAGAUAAUAAACAAAGGCAAGAAAUUUUGUAUGGGCCGUCUGACCACGGGCCAUUUCACAUAUACGUGGAGAACAACUGCAAGGAUUUUAAAGAAUUGGAUAAUAAAAUAUUAAGUAUUGAUACAAUAGGUAGGAAUAGAAUUAGAAUUAAAAUGAAAGAUUAUAAAAAUGCUAAUUAUCUUAUUAAUAAUAAAAACGUAAAAGUGUUUAUAGAUAAUAAUUUAGAUGUAUAUGUACCCAAGUUUAUUUUGAUGAGACAAGGAGUGAUACGCGAUAUUUCAACUGAAUUUACUGUCGAAUACAUAAAAAAUAAAAUAAGAAGAUUACAAGCUUGUUUAUUUGCAAAUAUAUCAAAUCCAUCUGGAUCGUCUGUUUCUCAAAAGGAAAAUUUACGUCCAGGCAACUGUGAUGUAGACGUAGGACCUUCAUCAGCACUACUUCUACAAUGCAAAAAUCGUGAAUCUUCUCUUCAGUUAGAACCAUUAAAAAAUGUGUUUGAAGACAAUUUUAUUUUUGAUAGCGAUGACAGUAUUUUAGAUCCCGACUUUUUGUCCGAUCCCGAUGAUUUUGAAAUGGAAAUAGAUCAAGUUACUGCCUCUUCACCAAAUUCACCUUUACUCUGUGAUCCACUAAUACCCAUUCCACUACCUUGGAACGAAAAAUCUGCAGUAUCCCUAAAUAAUAUGAGUACAAAGCAAACUGGGCGACCCAAAAACGAUACAGGGGCUAGCGUAAGUGUUAUUUUUAAAAAUAGGAUAUUUAAUAAUAAAGUAGUUGAUGUUUCAAAGAAAUUACGCAUAAAUGGUAUAUCUGGGUCAGUAGUAUCAUCUGGCACAAUGAAUAUUACAUUACAAAUAGAUAAAGUAAAUCUUUGUCUUGAAUUUCAACUUGAACCAGACCUUCAAAUGCACGGUAUCUUAGGCUCAAAUUUCUUUUACGAUUAUUUUGCAAAAAUAGACUAUGAAAAAUUUUUAUUCUGGUUUUCAUAUCAUAAUAACAGACAUGUGAUUCCUAUUCAAACAACACAUCAAAUUAAUUACAUGUCAAUUCCCGCUAGAUGUGAAGUAAUUAAAUAUUGUAAAGUAAAUAUUAACGAAGAUUGUGUUCUACCUAACGAAUUAUGUGAAGGUGUUUUUAUAGCUGGAACGCUUGUUAUGGCAAGACAAAAUUUAUUUCCUGUUAAAAUUUUAAACGUGAGAGACCAGGAAGUUACGCUAAGAAACCUACCUUUUGAAUUACCAGAGCAGAUAAAUUAUUAA
Molecule: messenger RNA, 1449 nt
Organism: Psylliodes chrysocephalus
Lineage: Eukaryota; Metazoa; Arthropoda; Insecta; Coleoptera; Chrysomelidae
Source: the annotation of a GenBank genome assembly